GAUUAAAAUGUUUUUUUUUUGUAGGGAAUUUAACAAAGAAGAUCCACAUCGUUGCAGGUGUCAGUGACACUCGGUGAGUGAAGCUCGGGAAACGGAAACCAAUCGAUAAAUGACAAAUAGACAUCGCCAUGGCUACAAUACAACACGUUUUUCGCAGCGAACCCGUGGCAAGACGGCACGUGCGUUUGUCGGAAACAGAGGCCUCCAAAAAUAGGGGAUAUUCCCAGAAGAAAAGCAGUAGAUGUUCCCCAUAACACCCCCCAAGACUUAGAUUUUCGUCGUAAUCCAUCAACUAGUCCUGUGAUAGAAAACAACCAAGUGCCUUCCUUAAAGCACCUGUCAGAGUCAAGUUUACCGGAUCGCGUCUCUCAAAUUACACUAAAACGCGGCGGCGAUCGAGUUCAACAUCAAAAAAAGACCGAACCAAUUCAACAAUCGCACAGUUUUAUCAACGAAUCUACUCAAAACCGCGCAAUUUACCCGAAUUGCCCCUUUUCCCCGUACGGAAGCCCAGCGAAUUCGCCGCGAAGCACCCGGAAGCGGCAACCUUUAAAAGAAUCUCGUCGCGUUUCGAUCGAAAAAACCGGAAUGUACCUUCAAUUGAAUCAGUAUCGAUUGAUGGAUUCGAUCGGGCAGGGAUCUUACGGAAUCGUUAAAUUGGCGUAUAACGAGGAAGACGAUACGCAUUAUGCGAUGAAGAUUUUAUCGAAAAAGAAAUUGUUAAAACGGGCGGGAAUGUUUGGAAGAUUACCGCCGAAAAAAUUCGACGGGAGAAAAAAAGAAACUUUACAACCUCUACAACAAGUUUAUCGGGAAAUUGCGGUUUUAAAAAAGUUGGAUCAUCCCAACGUGGUUAAAUUGGUCGAGGUUUUAGACGACCCGGUCGAGGAUCAUUUGUACAUGGUUUUUGAGUUAGUUGAAAGAGGCGAGGUUAUACAAGUACCCACUGAGAGGCCGUUAACUGAAGAACAAGCUUGGAAUUAUUUUAGAGACGUCAUUUUAGGAAUUGAAUAUUUACAUUAUCAAAGGAUUAUUCAUAGAGAUAUAAAGCCGGCGAAUUUGCUUUUAAGCGAAUCGGGGAGGUUGCAAAUAGCCGAUUUGGGGGUUUGUAACGAAUUCGAUGGAACCGACGCUUUUUUAUCAUCAACAGCCGGAAGUCCGGCGUUUACAGCCCCGGAAGCUUUGGAGCAUCGAGAAACCUUCAGCGGGAAGGCCGCCGAUAUUUGGUCGAUGGGGGUGACGUUAUUUGCGUUCGUUUAUGGGCAAGUUCCGUUUUAUGAACAAAAUAUAGUGGCUCUUUACGCAAAAAUAAGAACGCAAAGUAUCGAUUUUCCGAGUAAUUUAGCCGUAUCUGAAACAUUAAAGGAUUUAAUUAGGAAAAUGUUGGUUAAAAAUCCUUCGGAGAGGAUCACAUUACAAGAAAUAAAGCAACAUCCUUGGGUCACCAAAGAUGGGAUUUAUCAGCUUCCCAGCGAAGAGGAAAAUUGCCACCUCGUUGAAAUAACCGAAGAGGACGUCGCUAAAGUUGUUACUUCAAUACCGAAAUUAGACACUUUAAUCCUCAUCAAACAUAUGCUCAAAAAACAUUCGUUUCAAAAUCCAUUUUUGCACAAACGCGAAGCUCACCGUCAGAGUAAUCCGGAAAAUCCGCCUCAAAAAAUGCACAUUGGGAUAUCCGGGAGGGCUAAUUCGGCCCCUUGUUCUUAUAAUUGGCAGCAACACCAUCAGAUUUCCGUGGAUUCUGCGUUGGAAGCUGUGACGGAGGUGAUGGUGGAUGUAGCUGAGGGGUUUAAUGAUAAACGCACCGAGAAAAAGAACCUAGAAAGAUGAUAAUCGACUUUAAUUUUAUUUUUGCUACUUUUUGGUGUGUAAAUAUAAUUUUUCUUUUUGUUAAAUGGGACCAAAAUUAACUCAACGAAGAUUCUGUGUGUUUUUUCAUCAAAUAAAUGUUAUCGAACACUUCUCAUAUUAAAA
Onthophagus taurus is the source of this 1974-nucleotide messenger RNA. NCBI's taxonomy places the organism in Eukaryota, Metazoa, Arthropoda, Insecta, Coleoptera, Scarabaeidae. The record is from RefSeq and is a predicted model, not a curated record.